CUGGCACGCGGCGCUCCGGAGCGGGGUUUGUGUGUGGCGCGGCUGUGCAGGGGGCGGUGUGUUUUAGAGGGACUGAGCGCUCACACAACUCACAGUCUACAGCUCAGAAACUGCAGGCCAGGAGGAGAACGCAGUCUGCUGCUGCUGCUGCUGUCUGGAAGAAAACGAACACACUGUUCCCAAGCUACAUUUCUGUGGAUUACCAAUCAGCUCUGAGUCCCACCAUCCCGAGAAGACGCACUGAUAUCCAGUGCGAUAGGUAGCCUGCACGGCCUUGAGGGAAUGAUUAUGUAACAAAGGUUGCUGAAGGUCUUGGCCACGUCCACAUUCAUACGCAGGUUAAGUGAAAUUGGACUACAUAGUCCAUAUGAGUGAGCAAUGCAGCAGCCGUGAGCAACAAAGCAACUGUGUGUGUGGUUAAAUAAAGAUGUCGGCGACUGAAAAUGUCGGCAGGCCAAGCAGAGAGAAAACCUAUAAAAAGGCUGAGGAACCCAAUGACAACAUCAUCCUCGGCUAUUAAGGGAGCCAUCCAGUUGGGCAUUGGUUACACUGUAGGGAAUCUGACCUCAAAACCUGACCGAGAUGUACUCAUGCAGGAUUUUUAUGUGGUGGAGAGCGUAUUUCUGCCCAGCGAGGGGAGCAACCUGACUCCAGCACACCACUAUCCUGACUUCCGGUUCAAAACCUAUGCCCCGUUGGCCUUCCGGUACUUCCGAGAACUUUUUGGAAUCAAACCCGAUGACUACCUGUACUCGAUCUGCAAGGAGCCCCUGAUCGAGCUGUCCAACCCCGGUGCCAGCGGCUCGCUCUUCUACCUGACCAGCGAUGACGAAUUCAUCAUCAAGACCUUGCAGCACAAGGAAGCUGAGUUUCUACAAAAACUGCUGCCAGGCUAUUACAUGAAUCUCAACCAGAACCCCAGGACACUUUUGCCAAAGUUCUACGGUCUCUACUGCAUGCAGUCAGGUGGAAUGAACAUCCGUGUAGUGGUUAUGAACAACGUCCUGCCCCGCUCAUUACGAAUGCACUACAAAUAUGAUCUCAAAGGUUCUACGUACAAACGGCGGGCCUCUCGAAAAGAGCGUGAGAAGUCCUGCCCAACUUACAAGGACCUGGACUUUCAGGACAUGCAUGAAGGUCUGUACUUUGACACAGAGACCUACAACGCUUUGAUGAAGACCCUGCAGCGUGACUGCCGGGUUUUGGAGAGCUUUAAGAUCAUGGAUUAUAGUUUGCUCCUGGGCAUACACGUGCUGGAUACACACAGCCACAGAGAAGCAGAAGGUAGUGGAGGAGACGGCAGGCGUCCUGUAGGACAGAGGGUACUCUACUCCACCGCCAUGGAGUCCAUCCAGGGGGAUGGCAAGGCAGCAGAGGUUGUGACCACAGAUAACACAAUGGGUGGCAUCCCAGCCAGAACCAACAGGGGUGAGAAGCUGUUGAUUUUCCUGGGCAUAAUUGACAUCCUGCAGUCAUACAGGUUUAUCAAGAAGCUGGAGCACUCUUGGAAAGCACUUGUCUACGAUGGUGAUACGGUGUCAGUUCACAGGCCGAGCUUCUAUGCAAACAGGUUUCUCAAAUUUAUGAGUACCAGAGUCUUCCGAAAAAUCCAGACAAACCGAUAUUCUCCCUCUAAGCGAGUGCGUAACUCCAUAGUCCCUAUAAAAUCGUCCUCUCAGGAGCUGCUGUCCCCACACAGGGAGGAAAGAGCAGAGGACAGGGUUGAGAGACUGGUGACAGCCCGCAGUCUUGCCAGUCUGGAGGUGCAUGGGUUUGCUUCUUAUCGGCAGCCCGACCUAGUCUCGAACACAACCACCUAUGGUGAGCCUUCUUCAAUGGCCACUCCUAUGUACGUUAGCGACAGAUACCUGCCUGCCAGACCAAACUAUCGAAAUCCCAACAACUCGUACUCAAACUUCAGGCUGGAGGACAGCGCCAUCUGUCUGACGUCUGAGCAAAGCACAGUGGACAUGGACCGAGACGACGGCUCAGUGCUGGAUGUUUACUUUUAAGGAGGCUGAUUGUGAUGCUCAUUAUUGUCUUCCUCGUCACUUUUCAUCACGCACUCUGGACAUGACUUGUCAAGGAUACACAGUAGGAUCUUUACAGAACUGACUGCUAUUGAUGAAAGACUGGACCUCGGCCAUGAUCAUGGACAACAGGAAAGGAUAAGAGAUGUUUUAUGUGUGCCAUGACAAUACAGCAGUAGAGAUGGUGUUUUAUGGCUGCAAAGAGGCCAGAAUCUGCAGCCUAGGGCCAAAGUAUCUCCAAUCAUCAAGUAAUGCUUGUCUGACUUAUUGUGGAAAACAAAAUCAGGCUUCUUACAGGGCAAGGACCGCUUUGUUUCGAACGUUUUUCAUGUGUUUGCAGAUUUUUAGCUCUUUUGCACUCAAGCAGCACACAAACAGCAAAUCGUUCACGACUUGAUUACUGAAAAAUUACUGCUCAUUGUCGGGGUUUAAAAUGCAAAAGUGUCAUACAGAGAUGAUUGCCUUUGUUUAUAUCGCUGUGAUAUCUAGUAGACUAGAUUACAAAGUAGUUCAAUUCUGAAUGUCUAGUUUUUCAUAAACAAUCAAAAAGGACUUUAGUAUGUCAGAGAAAAUAAAUGAUAUACUCAGUUGAAUUUGAAUAACAUACAAUUUGUCCUUUUUUUAUUUAUUUAUAACACCAAAAAAAUGGCUUACAUGUUUAUUCUAUAGGCAGAGAUGGUUUGAUGAUAAGUCAAGAAAUACUAUCAGUCCUACGUUAUAUGCUAGUAUGCCAUACUUCAAUUUAAACAUGUAAAUGUGUGAGUUUGUGUGCAGUAGACGUUCCAGAAUGAAGGAAUUUUGAUAGUUAAGCUCCACAGAGAAUAUUUUGUGAAGGGUGAGGAGUCAUUUAUAUUUGUGCAUCUGUUCCGUUAGGAAAUAUAAUUCAUAUUGAAGCAUCCUGUUACGAGCUUUAUAUUAUUUGACAGCGUACUUCUGUUUUACACAGACAAUUGCUUAACUUGUGAUCCGUACAAAGAAUAGUCUUUUGAAUAUCAUUAUUGCACCUUUGUAGAGUAAUUUAUGAAACUGCUUUCAAUAAACACUGUAUAUUGUA
Molecule: messenger RNA, 3084 nt
Organism: Silurus meridionalis
Lineage: Eukaryota; Metazoa; Chordata; Actinopteri; Siluriformes; Siluridae
Gene: pip5k1bb
Product: phosphatidylinositol-4-phosphate 5-kinase, type I, beta b
Exons: 17
Coding region: 444-2012 (522 amino acids)
Biological process (GO): phosphatidylinositol metabolic process
Molecular function (GO): phosphatidylinositol kinase activity
Source: RefSeq, a predicted model, not a curated record